AUGCAUACUAAAACAUUCUGCAUUCAGCUUAAGGAGAAAUUCACCCUUCCUGGAGUAGAGCAUCUGACAAUUCAAGUGGAGAAAGAAUGCUUCCGUAAUCACCUCCAAGGUUUGGGUCUGAACGUGGAUACUUUGCUGCGCUACCAGAAGCGAGCCCCUGCGCUGUAUUGCACACUAGGAGAGGUCAAACCCGAGAAAAACAUUCACAAUUCAGGUGACAACUAUAACAUACAGGAACCGGCCCAUGGUCACCACCACUCUCAAGAGCAGGAGCACUGA
Molecule: messenger RNA, 279 nt
Organism: Protopolystoma xenopodis
Lineage: Eukaryota; Metazoa; Platyhelminthes; Monogenea; Polystomatidea; Polystomatidae
Source: the annotation of a GenBank genome assembly